This is a messenger RNA of Lycium barbarum (goji berry), 2889 nucleotides long. RefSeq lists its product as uncharacterized. The record is from RefSeq and is a predicted model, not a curated record. Bases 147 to 2636 code for a protein of 829 amino acids. The transcript has 3 exons. NCBI's taxonomy places the organism in Eukaryota, Viridiplantae, Streptophyta, Magnoliopsida, Solanales, Solanaceae.
UUUUUAUCAACACACCAACACAACAUUCUCUCCUUCAUGUCAUAAAGGCCUAAGUGCAACUUUCUGAAUUAUUUUCAUAACAAAUUUUCCAUUGUACAGUUAAAUUUCAAUCUUUCUUGGUACACAAAAACAAGAAGAAGAGAGAAAUGGAUCAUAGAUCAUCGAUAGAGCGCGAAGGAAGUGUUCAUCUAGAGAUAAAUGGUAUGUUGAGUCUCACAGAAAGUGGUGGUCCAACAAUCUUUGAACCUCAAACUCAAAGUCCAAUUGAGACAAAGAACAGCAGCACAACAAAUUCUGUUUCUCCGAAAAGGCGAGCUGUUCGUGCACCGGAGAAAAAGAUUACCCUUUUUGCUCUAAGGCUAGCAGUGUUAGAAAAAGCAGCAACUGGACUAGGAACACUUGGUUUCAUAUGGGCAACAGUUGUUCUUCUUGGUGGCUUUGCUAUCACUUUGGACACAACAGAUUUUUGGGUCAUAACCACUAUUUUGUUGAUUGAAGGAACAAGAAUUUUUAGCAGAAGUCAUGAGCUUGAGUGGCAACAUCAAGCAACAUGGUCUAUUGCUGAUGUCGGAAUCAGCAGCUUUCGCGCGAUUAAAUCCAGCACAAGAACCAUUAUUCAAGCUGCAAAAGCAAUUUUCAAGCCUAUUUCUGAUGUUACAAAGGCUGCAAUCGCAAGGGAUUCACUACAGACAACUCGCGGUAAAUGGGACAAGAAGAGGGUCCCAACUCGAAUAUGGACUAGUUCGGAGGUUCCUCUGAUUCCAUAUGCGCGAUGGAUGUUCAUAGCAAGAAAUGUUAGUAAGAUGCUUUACUGGCUCCAAAUAUUAUCUGCAACAGCAUGUUUGGUACUAUCAUUGAUGAAGCUUGUCUUGAGGAAUUUUGGUGAAGUGUCCAAAGGAGAUACCGACAAGAGGAACAGGAAAAGCGCGCUACUUAUAUUCUACUCCCUCGCGUUCACGGAGGCAUUGCUUUUUCUCUUGGAAAAAGCCUACUGGGAAUGGAAGAUCAACUUUUGUAGACUAUUGGAGGAGGUGAACAAAGAGUGUGAAUUGGGGCCAUCAGGUAUGACUUCUGUCAGAAGGUUCUUUUAUGAUGCUUAUUCAAGAUGUGUUAAUGGGAGCAUAUUUGAUGGUCUUAAGAUGGAUAUGGUAUCAUUUUCUAUGGAACUCUUAGCCUCUAGCUCACCUGAUGAACAGCUCAUCGGUGCUCAAAUCUUGAGAAAGUUUGCUACCAGUCCACGGUUUUGUGAUGACACCCUUCAGAAGAUUGGUACAAACAUAAUAGUAAUGGAGAGGUUGGUUGAGAUGCUGAAUUGGAAAGACAUCCAAGAAGAAGAGUUAAGGCUAUCAGCAGCAGAGGUCAUAUCAAACCUUACUGGUAAAAAGCAAAAUUCUCUUCGUGUUGCGGGUAUACCUGGUGCUAUGGAGUCCAUAUCUUCACUUCUCCAAAUCAGCAGGGACCCUACUGGAGCAAGUGAUGAAAUUUGUGAAAAGAGGAUAAUCUUUGACAAUGAAAACUAUGGAUUUUGGACAUUCAACCAUUUGGGGCUCCUCAUUCUGAAGAAACUUGCUCGUGACCACGAUAACUGUGGAAAGAUAGGAAAUACUAGAGGUCUUCUGCCCAAGAUUAUAGAGUUCACACAAGCAGGAGAGAGAUUACUAAGAGAUGAAUUAGCAACACCAACACAAAUAUUGACACUAAAACGAUCUCUCCAGGUUGUGAAGAUGCUGGCUAGCACAGCAGGUGCGACAGGUAAAGAGCUAAGGAAAGAUAUUUCAGAAAUAGUUUUCAGCAUUAGCAAUAUCAGGGACUUAUUGAAAUAUGGGGAGAGACACCCUACUUUGCAACACUUGGGAAUAGAUAUCUUGAGAAGUUUGGGAUUGGAGGAAGAUGCAACAGAGAGAAUUGGAGGCACGGGCGGAGUCCUUAAGGAGUUGUGCAAUAUCUUUCUCAAGGAGGAGGCCAUGCCUCAUCAUCAUGGCCAUGUAAGAAGUGCAGCAGGAGAAGCACUAGCUAUGCUGGCACUUGAAAGCAAGAACAAUUGCCAUAGGAUAUUGAAACUGAAGGUGACUGGAAAGCUUGUCGAAGCAUUGGAAGUUCCAUUGCUUCGAAUAAAUGCAGCAAGAAUCUUGAGAAACUUGUGUGUCUACAGUGGAUCAGGUUACUUUGAAGAAUUGAGGGAGCUUGCUGCUGCUGGACCAACUAUACUCAAAGCAAUCAUGACAGAGGAACACAAGUUACAGGAAGUAAUGAUGGGACUAGGGGCACAUAUAUUCAAGUUUGUAACACCAGAAGAAUCAAGCAUCAUGUUCCAGAGAGCGAAAAUUCAAGAAGCUGAAUUGGCUGAAAAACUUGUUGAGAUUCUGAGGAAGCAUCAGCAUCCAUCAAUUAAGGUUCCAAGAAUUAGGAGAUUUGUCAUAGAGUUGGCUAUCUGGAUGAUGAGAGAUAAUAGAAUAAACAUUCAAGUGUUGAGAAAUCUGGGAAUGGAGAUGGAGCUUGAGUACGUCAUAGAAACAACAUCGGAGCUAGAGAGCUUUAAUGUUUUCUCAGGAACAGUUGGAAUGAAUCGACACAGCGUGACAAUCCACUCACAGGUUGAUACUGCAAUGAAGUUGUUGGCUGGUGAAACGGAAUAAUAGAAGCCUCAACUGUUCUUGCACAAGAAAUUGUUUCAGGUCAAUAAUGUUGUAAAUAUUCAAGUAUAUGGUAGAGCAUUCUUUUUCUAUAAUUUAAUAUUUAUGUAUAGUACCUGUAACACAAUACAUUAAGAGAUAUUGUUUUGUAAUUUACAACAAUUUCCCUGCUUUGCAAUGUAACUUACUGCUUGAGGUCAUCAGUAUAGGAUGUUAUAUUCUGCUGAUUCUACAGAAGAUUGAUGUGUUAUAGAGA